AUGUUGGAUGUGGGGGAGCGAGAAUCCCGACCGGCCAGCAGAGAAACCAAGGUGAAGCCAUACCUGGGCUUUUGUGACCCAAGGCAUCAGUGCGCAACCGAGUUUCGACGCGAUCCAGGUACAGUCCUGAAUCGUGGCAGGUGGGUGACGGGACUUGGCGUUCAUCAGCCACAGCCCGAGCCAGCCCAGGACAUUCCAUCGCAGCGUCAUUGCUCGUGCACCACCUCCGAGGCGCAAGCUCACAGCCUGCGCCCCUCCAACUUCGCACCAACGGGGGAAACGAUCGCUAUAGGAUCGCCUCCGAACAAGCAAAGGCGCGCGACUGCGCCAGGCAAGCGGUGA
Parastagonospora nodorum SN15 is the source of this 342-nucleotide messenger RNA. RefSeq lists its product as hypothetical. Lineage: Eukaryota; Fungi; Ascomycota; Dothideomycetes; Pleosporales; Phaeosphaeriaceae. The record is from RefSeq and is a predicted model, not a curated record. Bases 1 to 342 code for a protein of 113 amino acids. The transcript is spliced from 3 exons.